CUGUGCUCGACAAGAAUAUUCAUAUAUUCUACCCUGUCGUCUAGAAUCUCUGGUACAGGCCAGAUUAGAUUCUUCUCUCGUCGCCUUUUUUUUUCUCCAGUUUCAGAUUUUAUUCGAGUCAAAACAAAAGAAACAAACUUGGCUGGUUCACCUGGCACAGAGAUCUCUUCUCUUCCAACCGCCCUCCGUCCUCACAAGUAUCAAACAUCCUCCGUCAUUCAGAGCUAGUUCUCUCAGCCAGUUCAUCACGAUGGCCUCACUCGGCGGCUUUGAUCGCCCGCCACAGCGCGACUCAUGGUUCGCGCCGCUGUCCGUCGACCUCUUCCUGAAGGUCCUGAACGUGACCUUCUUCCACCCCUUCGUCGCCUGGAUGAUCCCUCUGUGCUUCCGCGCCGAGCACAUGGACUGGGACAAGAUCCCUAUCCGGGUCUCCGUGUGGUAUGCGACCCUGGUGACAGUGUGCUGGACCCUGGGCCAGGUCAACCGGCGCAUUGCCUUUGGCCUCCCGCGCAAGGUGAACCUCGAGAAUGAGGUCAUUGUCAUCACGGGCGGCUCCAGUGGGCUUGGCCUGCUCAUUGCGGAGGUUUAUGGCAUGCGCGGCGCCUCCGUGGCGGUGCUGGACGUGAGGGAGAUGGACAACGGCGAGGCGAGAGGUGUCACAUACUACAAGUGCGAUGUCACCAACAAGGAGCAGCUGGCACAUGUCUCUAGACAGAUCGAGGAAGAGCUUGGCACGCCGACAGUGCUGAUCAACAACGCCGCCAUUGUGGUCGGCAAGCGCCUCCUGGACAUGAGCACCGAGGAGAUGGAGAAGAGCCUCUUCACCAACCUCCUGUCCAGCUUCUACACCCUCAAGACCUUCCUCCCCGCCAUGAUCCGCGGCCAACACGGCGGCACCAUCGUGACCGUCUCCAGCGUCAUCGGCCAGGUCGGCGCCGCCCAGCUGACCGACUACGCCGCCGCCAAGGCCGGCCUGAUCGCCCUGCACAAGUCCCUGACCGCCGAGCUGCGCCAGUCCCAUCCGGACAUCCGGACCGUCCUCGUCACCCCGGGACAGCUGUCCACGCCGCUCUUCUACGGGGUGCAGACCCCCAACUCCUUCCUCGCCCCCGUCGUGGAGCCCGUCGACGUCGCCAAGGAGAUCAUCAGCGCCAUCGACAACGGGCUCGCCGAGUUCAUCAGCGCCCCUCUGUAUGCAAGGCUUAUUGAUUGGUACAACGUCCUGCCCGUGGGGCUACAGCAUCUCGCUCGUAGGAUUGCGGGCAUCGAUACGGCCAUGAAGACCUUUGUGGGGAGGAAGGGCAAUGAGUUGAGUGAGAAGAAUGGCAACCUUAUAUAGACAACGGGGCGCGGGCGCCUUGUAGAUUUAUAUAUAUAUGGAUCACAGCGGGACAACAGGGAUGGCUUAUAUACGGCAUAAUGCGACUUGGGUCUAAUGAAGACACGAGGCUUGUAAACGGGACUGAGACUCGAUUGGGGGGAGAGCAGGAGCUCGCUAUCGGUUUAUCAAAGAGACAGGGCGGUGCUUUACGUUACGAGGCGGGAUAUAUUCUCGC
Cryphonectria parasitica EP155 is the source of this 1556-nucleotide messenger RNA. Its product is annotated as NAD(P)-binding protein. Gene Ontology annotation, molecular function: oxidoreductase activity, acting on the CH-OH group of donors, NAD or NADP as acceptor. The record is from RefSeq and is a predicted model, not a curated record. The transcript has 2 exons. Lineage: Eukaryota; Fungi; Ascomycota; Sordariomycetes; Diaporthales; Cryphonectriaceae. Bases 251 to 1339 code for a protein of 362 amino acids.